This is a messenger RNA of Entelurus aequoreus (snake pipefish), 2272 nucleotides long. RefSeq names its product tetraspanin-4-like. The coding region runs from base 1101 to 2075 and encodes 324 amino acids. Gene Ontology annotation, cellular component: membrane. The record is from RefSeq and is a predicted model, not a curated record. The transcript has 7 exons. NCBI's taxonomy places the organism in Eukaryota, Metazoa, Chordata, Actinopteri, Syngnathiformes, Syngnathidae.
GAGGAGGCAUGCGGUGUUAGAGAUUGCGCAUGCUGAGCGCGGAGCAUCUGAGCUAGUGAGAGAAGGGACAGGAGAAAAAGAGGAAGGAGGGGGAGACCGAGAGAGAAAGAGAACAGGAGCCGCUGAAUAGAGAGCGAGGCGGGCAUAAAGAGCCGGAUCGCGCUCAAACACUGCAGUCUUUCUUUUUGCUUCUUUGAAGAAGCUCUCUCUUCUCGCUCACUGGCCAUGACCCCGCCGGACGCCUUUAUGUCCAAGCCCACCUAGGGAGGCGGAGACGAACGAGGAGGGAGGGACCCGAAGAGGCACUCGCAAGAAGACAAUAUGAGGGAUUUGAUGUCUGUGGGCAGUCAAGAGAAAAAGGAGUAACCGCAACACUCUUUGGAUAGCUUAAGCAAGUUAGGGCAGAAGUAAAAGAAGGACUAAGGAGUUCUACUUCACAAAGAUUGAGUUGCGCAUGUAUUUGAUCCAUUCCUUCAUGCUUGUUGACGUUCCAUAUCAGCAUCCGUCUCACUCGUCAUUUUCACCGCAUGUCAGCAAAAAAUCCCAGUGCUGAGACACGGCAUGCCUUUUAGAAGUUGCCUGCAGAGACCUCGAUCGGAAACUUCUAAUGAGACGAGGUAGGGCAUUGCCGUAUCAUCUCGACAGUCCUAAGAAGCUCGGAUUUAGACGAGCGGGUGUGAAAGCCCUCCAAUCAACUGCCUGAUUAAAGUAUUCGGAGAUGAAGCUGCGAACCAUCUUAUCUGCCGGCGCUUGACACCUGUGUUUGAGGGAUUAGAGAACGGGAAACAGGCAUGGUCAGAUAUGUGUGUGCUGGGAUUAUGUCCUAAACACACAAGAAUUACACAGGUGUUGGGGAAGGAUUAUACAAACUCUCCUGCUGUAUUAUAGGCUUUAGGAGUCAGGUGAAUGACAGAGCAUUAUCUCCGACAGAUUAACUAUGACUCCGAGGAUAUAAUUUAAUCAUCUGCUCCAGGAUUUGAAAGUUUCCAGAUUGACUUUAGAGGUAAACUGAGGAUAGGUGAUAACACCCACAGGAUUCGGCAUCAUCACCCCCUCAGUGGAAUGACUCCUGCUUUGUGAACUGUUCAAAAACUUGCAUCAUGAGACGCUCAAGCACAGAUGAGACGCCCUACCGGCGCAGUCCGUCUCUGGACAGCAAACCCGACACGCCACCGUUCUCGUCCGGCUUCCACCGCUUCAGCGGAGAGUUUGAAUACAAACGGCCGCCCUUUGCGUUCGGCUUCCACACGACGAAGGGGCCGCAAACACCCAAGGGCCGCUACGGCCAGGGGAAGAAGUAUGUGGUGUUUUACCUCGACCUCUCCUUCAUAUUCCUCCUAGAACUACGGCGCUGCAGGAUGGCUGAAGGUUGCAUGAUGGCUCUGCGUUAUGGGAUGGUCUUCUUCAACCUCCUGUUCUGGUUGGGAGGAUGCGGCAUACUGGGGGUCGGGGUGUGGCUGUCAGUGACCCAGGGCAACUUUGCCACGCUGUCGUCGUCCAUCCCGUCCUUGUCGGCGGCCAACCUGCUCAUCGCGCUAGGGACCAUCAUCAUGGUAAUUGGCUGUCUGGGCUGUGUGGGGGCUGUCAAAGAGAGCCGACCCCUUCUGCUGGCAUUUUUCAUCCUCCUUCUGCUUAUCUUUUUCCUGGAGAUCCUGUCCAUCAUGCUGUUCUUCAUCUACCAAGACAAGAUUGACCACUACGCCCAGAGGGAUUUGAAGAAGGGCCUACAGCUUUUUGGUACUGAGGGCAACGUGGGUCUGACCAACGCCUGGAUGAUCGUCCAAACUGACUUCCGCUGCUGCGGUGUGACCAACCACACCGACUGGUUUGAAGUUUACAACGCCUCCCGUGUGCCGGACUCCUGCUGCCUGGAGUACAGCGACAACUGUGGCCUAGACAACCCAGGAACAUGGUGGACAGCGCCGUGCUACGAACGAGUGAAGGACUGGCUUAAUGAGAACCUGGUGGCCCUGUGGAUCUUUGCUCUGUGCACAGCACUUACUCAGAUUCUGGGCCUGGUCUUCUCCAUGACGAUGUUCUGUCAGGCUGUCAAAGUCGAAACCUUCUACGCCUAACCCUUCACUCCUCCCGACGCAUACCAGUACUCACAAACAACAAGCACAGUGUUACACCUUUCCUAUCGUUUGCUGUGUCCGGUACUAAUUUCUGUGAUGCAUUUUACCCAGCAGUAUAACAAACAUGUGUUAAACAAUGUAAUCCUUUUUUAAUGUGUUGCUUUUAAAUUAUUUCAUGUUUUUACGUGUUUUCAAGC